CUGACGGAUCCUCUCCAUCUCUGUUUCCUCUCUGUAUCUCUUCUCCACUCCUUGAGGACUGUUUGCCCAGUAAGCAACACGUCUAUGGCGUCCAUCCGUCUGGUUUCCCACACCACCAUCCAUCUUCCGGAGAAGACAGAAAGAUCAAGAUGGGAACUAACAGUCACGGAGGUGGCCAUGCUCCCUCUGCACUACAUACAGAACGGCCUCCUCUUCCCCAAGCCCUCUACUGCGUUUGACGCCGUCGUUCAGCGCCUUCAGACCUCCCUCUCCCACUGCCUCCUCCAUUUCCCCUUUUUGUCUGGUCGGUUAGCCACCGAUGCUGAGACCACCAUUUUCGUCGAUUGCAACGACGCCGGAGCGCAGUUCGUCGCCGCCAAGGCUGACGGCCUGCACGUCUCCGAUUUGAUGAACGCCGUCGACGUCCCCCUCAUUGUCAGGUCCUUCUUCCCCAUGGACGGCGCCAUCAACUAUGAUGGGUACUCUCUUCCCCUUGUGGCGGUUCAGGUAACGGAGUUGGAGGACGGUGUCUUCAUAGGCUGCUCCCUCAACCAUGCCACAGCCGACGGCGAGUCCUUCUGGCACUUCUUCAACUCCUGGUCCGAGCUCAAUGCCGGCCGUGAAACCAUAUCGCGACCGCCAUUGAUGGAGCGAGACCAGAUCUACAAGGAGCUGGGCCAAGUCCGUUUCCCACUGUCUGAACACUGCAUCGAGCGGUUCAAACUGCCGGCAGUCCGAGAAAGAAUCUUCUGCUUCAGUGCCCAAGCCAUAGCCCGGAUCAAGGCCAAGGCCAAUGAGCGCUUGAAGCUGCAGAGGGGUGAGAUCUCAUCGUUGCAGGCACUUGUUGGGCUCAUGUGGCGGACCAUAACGCGAGCCCGAAAGAUCCAGGCUGACCAGACCACUGCCUGCAAGUUGGCAGCCGGGCUUCGAAAGAGGCUGGACCCACCUUUGCCCCGGGAGUACUUCGGCAGUUGCAUGCUAUUCUUCAUGACGGAGGCCAAGGUGGGUGAGCUGCUCGGGCAGGACCUGAAUUGGGCUGCCCGGGCGCUGCACGAGACUGUGUUGCGAGAAACAGCCAACAUGGGUCGGCAGCGGCUCAAGAACAUACAAUUGUAUGAUGCGAAUGCGUUUGAGUCGAGCAAUGUUCGGGUGGCCUGCUCCCCAUGGUUCCAGAUGUAUGCAAGCGACUUCGGGUGGGGGAAAGGGUUGGCGGUGCUCAGUGGGAGUGCCAACAAGUUUGAUGGCAAAAUUUCGGUCUUCCCUGGAAAAGUUGAGGGUGGGAGCAUCGAUCUGGAAGUCUGCCUUCUCCCUCAUGUUAUGGCUGCCCUGGAGUUGGAUGAAGAAUUAUUGGAUGUGCUCCUUCCUUCUUACUGAAAACCGGCUGGUUUGGAUUUCCUGUCCACCUGCGGGAUUCGGGUUGGCAUUAUAUUAUUACAUAUACAUGCGGACUUUGAUAUCUGAGCCAGAGAGAAUUUCUCUUUGAACUUUUU
Nymphaea colorata (pocket water lily) is the source of this 1490-nucleotide messenger RNA. RefSeq lists its product as uncharacterized. NCBI's taxonomy places the organism in Eukaryota, Viridiplantae, Streptophyta, Magnoliopsida, Nymphaeales, Nymphaeaceae. The coding region runs from base 85 to 1374 and encodes 429 amino acids. The record is from RefSeq and is a predicted model, not a curated record. The transcript has 2 exons.